Molecule: messenger RNA, 4001 nt
Organism: Amaranthus tricolor (Joseph's coat)
Lineage: Eukaryota; Viridiplantae; Streptophyta; Magnoliopsida; Caryophyllales; Amaranthaceae
Exons: 14
Coding region: 214-3285 (1023 amino acids)
Biological process (GO): protein ubiquitination
Cellular component (GO): CCR4-NOT complex
Molecular function (GO): ubiquitin-protein transferase activity; RNA binding
Source: RefSeq, a predicted model, not a curated record
GUUUCUGUCUCCGUCUAGUAUCUGGAGUAAAAAAGCCGUAUUUUUUUGUUUCUCUCUCCUCCUUUUUCCCUUCUCACUUCGUAUGGUGUUUUUUUGUUUCUCUCUCAUCUUUUCCCAUCUCGCGUUUCUCAUCCUCUCCCUAUCUUCUGUUUCCCUUUUCUCUUGCAGAUUCAUCGUUUUUCCGAUCUCUGCACAAUUUCUCGCAAAUCAACCAUGACGGAUGAGGGUGAGAAGACCUGUCCUCUUUGUGCCGAGGAGAUGGAUUUUACUGAUCAGCAAUUGAAGCCGUGCAAGUGUGGCUAUGAGAUUUGUGUCUGGUGUUGGCAUCAGCUCUUGGACAUGGCUGAGAAAGAUGAGUCAGAGGGACGCUGCCCUGCUUGCCGUACUCCAUAUGACAAGGAUAAAAUUGUAGGGAUGGCCGAAAACAAUGAAAGAUUGUUUGCAGAGAUCAACAUGGAGAAAAAGCACAAAUCACAAAAAGCAAAGACAAAGACUUCUGAAAGCAGGAAGCAAUUGAGUAGUGUUCGUGUUAUUCAAAGAAAUCUUGUCUACAUAAGUGGCUUACCACUUAGUCUUGCAGAUGAAGAUCUUCUUCAACAUCGAGAGUAUUUUAGCCAGUAUGGGAAGGUGUUGAAGGUUUCCAUAUCCCGAACUUCUGCUGGCACCAUUCAGCAGUUUGCCAACAAUACCUGUAGUGUAUAUAUUACGUACUCAAAAGAAGAAGAAGCAGUUCGAUGCAUUCAGUCGGUACAUGCAUUUAUUUUGGAUGGGCGACCUUUGAAGGCGUGCUUUGGAACCACUAAAUAUUGCCAUGCAUGGCUGAGAAAUUCACCCUGCACCAAUCCUGAUUGUCUCUACUUGCAUGAGAUUGGUUCACAAGAGGAUAGUUUUACAAAAGAUGAAAUAAUAUCUGCUUACUCAAGAGUUCAGCAGAUUACUGGAGUUACAAAUAAUAUGCAACGGCGUUGUGGGAGUGUUUUGCCUCCUCCGGCGGAUGAUUAUUGCAACAAUAGUUCUGCUAUAAUAGGGAAGCCAACUGUAAACACUUCUUCAAACAAUACAACAAACUGUACCAGAAGUUUAUCGCCCAAUAGUAGUUCUGGGAGAUCUGGUGUGCUGCCGGCAGCAGCCUCAUGGGGAGCACGUGUUUCCAAUUGCAAUCCUCCAACCGUGAGCUCUGCUUCUUCAAACGGAUCAACCAAGCAGAAGGCUGAAACACUUAAUGGUCUGCCAGUUCUUGGUACAUUGGUUUCUGGCUCUGUACAAUCUUCCAAUUUUGCCAGUGAUACUGGAAAGAAGCAGGUGUCUAAUGAUGAAUCUCAUGCAGAACAAACUAAACUUAAAAUAGAAAUUUCAGAUACAGUGAAGCAGCAUGCUAUGAAGUCUCGGAAAAAUGUUAAAGAAGGAUCCUUUGCAGUUUCGGGUCCUCCAUCUGAGAAGUCUUCUUUACCAGCUAUGAGUAGUGUUGUAGACGGUAGUGGACUGCUUUCCUAUACAAAUUCUGUAGAUGGACAACCAGGUUCCCCCUUAGAAGACAAGGGGAAUAGUUCUGUAAUGGAUGUAAAUAUGCAUGAAGUAUGCUCUGAGAUAUCGUCUAUUAGUAUGGACAAACAAUUAAAUAGUGAAGAGGUUAUUCGUCUUGAAAGUUUGAGCUUGAAUGGUUUCUUGUCGCCUAGGAGUCAAGGUUUACUGCGGCAUGAUUCUGAGAAGCUUGAGGAACACUCAUCUUUGAUUGCUUCUAAAGAAGCUACAACAUCCGUUGAUUCUUUGGCUGCUCUUAAUGAAGUGUCUGAUUUGAGGUCAGAUACUCGAGAAUUGACUAUACAAAAUUUGACUUCUGAAACAGAAGAUGAUUUUAACAACCAAAGACUUCGAGAUGCCAUAGUUGUCAAUCAAUCAACAACACCCAUGUCAUCUCCGCUUCAUCUUUUAAGCCAUUUAAGGCUUCCUUUACAGCCGCAAACUGAUGCUGAUUCUGCAGUAACUUAUUCAAUUAAUCCUCCUGUAAAUAGAGUAUCUAAUGAAAGUUUGGAAAGUAAUGUAUCUGGUGCAUCUGUUACUUCAAAUGGGUUCCUAGACCAUUUUUUCAGCCAUACUAUGGACCAGGAUAGUUCUAUGCUAUUAAAAGCUGGUCAAGGGAAACAUUUAGAAAGUUUUGAUGGCAAGCUUAUAAAUUUUGAGCCUCAGCCUGCUCUAGAUAUGGGAGAGAACAACAUAAUAUCAAAUAUUUUGUCACUGGAUCUUGAUUCUUGGGAUGACUCUUUGACAUCUCCACAAAUUUUGGCCAAGUUGUUGCGUGAAACAGAUAAACAAGAGGGUCCUGUCAAAUUGGCUGGUUCUUCCAAAGGUCAAAAUAGCGAUCAAUCUAGAUUUUCUUUCGCCAGGCAGGACUCUAGAAAUCAUUUCUUUGACAUUGAGUCUUCACUUGGCAAUAGUGGCCAAAUGGCAAGGAAUCCCUCUUUUGGAGAGGAAUUUCUUGGGAGUAGAGGCCAGCAUUUUGAAAGAAUUGGGAAUGGUUUUGGAUUUCCUCAUUGCAAUUUUGAGUCUUCAGAUAAUAUGACAAGUGGGCAUUCCAUUUUUCCAUCUAGUAAGGUUUCUUUUCCUAGGUCUCAGAUAUCAGCUCCGCCUGGGUUCUCUGCACCAAGUAGGCCACCACCUCCUGGAUUUUCUACACAUGAAAGAGGUGAUCAGUCUUUUGACAUAUUUAAGUCUGGUAAUCACUUGGUUGACGCAUCUUCAUUCUUGAGAAACCCAUACCAGGCAUCACCAAUUGGAAACAUAAAUAUUACUGAUGAUAUUGAAUUCAGUGAUCCAGCAAUUUUGGCUGUCGGUAAAGGGAGGCUUCCUGGCGGGCUUAACAAUUCAUCUCUAGACAUGAGGCAGACUUUCCCUGUACAGCAGCCUGUAUUUGAAAAUGAUUCAAGAGUACAGUUAUUGAUGCACCGAUCUCUUUCACCUCAUCAGAACCUUAGAUAUAAUGAUGUUAGGGAUAAUCUUUCUCCACUAAAUGACACCUAUGGCUUUGCCGCACAACAAAUGGAUCAGUCUCAAGCUAGUAAUCAUGUCUCAUUUUCACAGUUUUCACUCCAACAGCCUAGAAAUCCUGUAGUCUCUAAUCGCUCUUGGGAUGGUUGGAGUGAACUUCAGGGUUCAAAUGAUGUUGGCAUAGCGGAGCUUCUUAGAAAUGAUAGAUUGGGAAUAAACAAACUCUAUGGGGGUUAUGAAGAUGCCAAGUUCCGAGUGACAAAUUCCGGUGAUGUAUACAACAGGAGUUUUGGGAUGUGAUAACCAUCCUAAUUCUUUUGGCUUAAGUGCCAGCAUCUGUAGAUGGAACAGAUAAAUAUCGUGUUUCAGAGGAUAACCUAUUGCCUGGGGCCGACAUUCUUUUCUGUUGGCUUAUCUCUUUUGGCAGCUGACAGAGGAUCAAAAUAUUUUGAAGCUGGCAAUUGGGAGGGUGCUGAUGAUGAUAUGUUGUGGGGCACGCUUAAUGGAUGAUUGCAUACCGUGUCUUGAGAUUGAUUCAUGUGAUGAUAUGACAUGGAUUCCAACUGGAUGUCAGCUUUGUGUUUAAGGAUAUUUUGCUGGUAUCAUGUUUUAGAUUAGGCGGUAAACUGCACAUGUAUGUGCUUGAAGAGGAAGACAAUCCUCCUUGUUUAGUAGCAGGUUUAAGGCUGCUUCAGGGUGGACAAAAGCUAUAGAUGUUGUAUUGUCUGGUGCUGUGUAAGAUCAUCCUUUGCUGUCUGCCGCCCCCACACAGACUAAUGCUCCUAAAUUCUGUGAGUGAGAUGGAAUACAAUUUUUUUUCCCUAGGUAUUACAGUUUUUAAUAAUUAUGUUGAUGAUAUAAAAUAUACUCAAAUUAGUCUUAUACUCUUAUGUAUUGUCAGUGAGCCUUUUUUUAAAUUUCUUUUGGCAAUCUAUUGUACUGAAUUGUUGAAAGAGGAGUGCAAUUAUUAUUUGCUCAUCAAUUAUUGAUUUUAUUUUGCGGCUGUCUUUUGUUCU